Messenger RNA from Pseudogymnoascus verrucosus, 2333 nucleotides. RefSeq lists its product as uncharacterized. Gene Ontology annotation, cellular component: membrane. The coding region runs from base 610 to 2235 and encodes 541 amino acids. Lineage: Eukaryota; Fungi; Ascomycota; Leotiomycetes; Thelebolales; Thelebolaceae. The record is from RefSeq and is a predicted model, not a curated record. Gene Ontology annotation, molecular function: carbohydrate:proton symporter activity. The transcript is spliced from 3 exons. Gene Ontology annotation, biological process: carbohydrate transport; transmembrane transport.
CCAACAAAUAUCAAAACCCAUAUUUUACCCCACAUACUGCUUCUUUUUUUUUCUUGAUUCUAUACCGUAGUACUGUAGUCCGUACGGCAGUUUAUAUUACCAUGUAGUACGAAGUUAUGGUUGUAGCUAGCCACAGUAGAGAGAGACACUAAUUGUGCCUUUAGCUGAUCCAUUUCUUCGUCAUGAUAGCUGGUUAUGCACGAUUCACAUAAUCCCCAGGAUUCCCCAGCUGAACUACAACGAAGUGGACUGGGAUGGAGGGCUCCGAUGCCGAGUGACUUACCACCCUCGGCUAUGAUACUUCUCAAUUUACAGCUGAUCUCCCGGGUUUCUGUCGGGUCUGGCUUGACGAUCAAAAAAGUUGCCACUCUUGCCGUCAAGCCAGCCCCGAGUGUCUGGGCAACAGAAACUUUGACCCCGCUUCCCCUCAUAGGGAUGAAGUUUUUCUCCACAGUCUAAAACCAGGCGGCAGGCCACUAGUAUGGGUCCAUAGCUUCAGUGCGUUUCCUAUAUCGCUCAUCCUUCAUUCUAUAACUUAGACCAAAUCCCCGCAUUCAAUGAUUCCUCCCCAUCCACACUUCUCUGUCACAAUUACUACUCACUUUGAGAAUGGCGUCCGAUACCAAAAACGCUGAUAUGGAUACUAAGGAUGGUGAUUUCGAUCACCUGGAGAAGGAGACGGGCAACCUUAAGGAGAUCAAUGCUGCCUCCGUAGCUCUGUCAGCUGCCAUGGCGGCUCAGAAGCCAUCUUUGCUGUCUAAGAGCAUGUUGAAACUGUACUUCAUAAUGGCUGUUGGGUACAUGGUGUCAACCAUGAACGGUUUCGAUUCGUCUCUAAUGGGAGCUGUCAAUGCUAUGAAACCAUACCAGGAGACGUUCGGCCUUAAUGGCGCCGGAUCAUCCACCGGAGUCGUCUUUAUUAUUUACAACCUUGGUCAGAUUGCUGCCUUCCCAUUCUGUGGCUUUUUAGCAGACGGUUACGGUCGAAGAGUCUGUAUAUUCGUAGGGUGUCUGGUUGUAGUCAUCGGUACCGCAGUCCAGGCCUCCUGCCACGAGCUUAACGUCUUCAUGGGUGGCCGCUUCAUCCUAGGCUUUGGUGCAGCCCUCGCCUCUGGAGCCGGGCCUGCGUAUACUGUUGAGCUGGCCCACCCGGCCUAUCGUGGCACCAUGGCUGGUAUGUACAACAACUUCUGGUGGUUCGGAAGCAUUCUCGCAGGAUGGGCUACCUACGGCUCCAACAAGAACUACGCAACUUCCUGGGCCUGGAGAAUUCCGACUCUCGUUCAGGCUGGUCUCCCUAUCAUCGUUAUGGUUCUCAUCUUAUUCUUCCCCGAAUCCCCUAGAUGGUUGAUCUACCAUGACCGCCCUGAGGAGGCCCUCGCCAUUUUUGCUAAAUAUCACGGAGAUGGUGAUGAGAACGCGCCCGUUGUUCAACUCCAGUACCAUGAAGUGCUUGAGCAGAUGAACCUCACACGCAACGAUAACCCCUGGUGGGAUUUCCGGGAGCUGGUCAACACUGCAGGCGCACGAUACAGAUUGUACAUGGUUGUUCUCAUGUCCUUCUUUGGCCAGUGGUCGGGAAAUAACGUUGUCUCAUACUUCUUGCCCCUAAUGAUGGAACAAGCAGGACUGAAAGACCCGAACCAACAACUUCUAAUCAACGCCAUCCUCCCCAUUUUCACCAUGAUCGGAGCUUGCUACGGUGCCACACUUCUCGACAGACUAGGUCGCAGGGUUAUGUUACUCGGCGGCCUUACCGGCGCACUAUUCAGUUAUGUCCUCCUCACCGCAUUCACAGCACAAUCCGAAAAACAUCCCAGUCUCAGCUAUGGCGUGAUAGUAAGCGUUUUCUUGUUCAUGGUGACAUUCGCUUGGGGCUUCACACCACUCCAGACUCUCUACUCCGUCGAGUGUCUUGAAAACCGCACUCGCGCCAAGGGCUCUGGACUCAACUUUCUGUUCCUCAACGUUGCAAUGGUCGUCAACACUUAUGGAAUCAGCGUUGGAAUCGCCGCGAUUGGCUGGAAGUUGUACUUGGUGUAUAUCGGCUGGAUCUGUGUCGAGAUGGUGGUGAUUUAUUUCUUCUUUGUGGAGACGGCUGGGAAGACGUUGGAGCAGAUGUCGAGCAUCUUUGAUGCACCGAACCCGAGGAAGGAGUCAACUAAGAAGACUACUGUGUUGAUUGAUGACAGGGGUAAUGUUGUGGAUAUCCAAGAUCCAGUGCGUUUGGUUUAGCUUGCUAUUAGAUCUACAAAGCGUCUUGUAUUCAUGCAUUAGGACAACUCUUGUCUGAUUAAAUAUCAAGCGCAGUUUAAUUGAGCAAAUACGAAUAC